GAACUAAAGUAUUCCCACUAUCCCACCUUCGCCAGAAAAGAUAGUCGUCUCUCUCGAUCUUCGUGUUCUGCAGCCAUGGAUCGAGUACAGCUUCUUAUGGUAGGCUUACCGCUCUUCCUCUUGUGCUCCGAUCUCUUGCACCUUUUCACUCCACCACCACCGCCCAAGCCCAAACCCCACCACCACCACCACCAUCAUCAUCAGCAUCACGACCACCCAGCACCAGCCGCUCGUGAAACCCUUGAAAUUCCUGUGCAGAAACCGGUAGCUGGGGGCAUCGGUCUCGGCAGCACAGUCAAUAUUAACUUUUGCACUUCUUGCUCUUACAGGGGGACUGCAGUGACAAUUAAGAAGAUGCUAGAGACUGCUUUUCCUGGCAUUGAUGUUGUUCUUGGGAAUUAUCCGCCAUCGCUGCCUAAGCGAUUGCUCUCCAAAGUGGUACCAGUUGUUCAGUUUGGGGUUAUUGGAAUGAUAACAGCUGGUGAGCAUAUUUUUCCAAUGCUGGGAAUGGCGCCUCCUCCUUGGUACUACAAUUUACGUGCUAAUAAGUUCGGGACCAUUGCCUCUACCUGGCUUCUGGGGAAUGCAUUGCAGUCCUUCCUGCAAAGCUCUGGGGCUUUUGAAGUUUAUUUGGAUAAUGAAUUGGUUUUCUCCAAGCUGAAGGAGGGCAGGUUUCCAGGUGAGAUUGAAUUAAAAGAUCUCAUUGAGAAGAGGUUGACAAGUCAAAGAAUUGUGGAUGGCAUUGGACAAGUGUGGUCAUAGCCAAGAUGCUGGAUGCUGAAGUGGCACAAGAUGGGUCUCACUGCAACUCAUCUGAAGCUGAAUUAUUGUAUAACUGGCAUUCAUAGAAUGUCAUUUAAGUAGGGAUUGACUCUUGUUUUUGAAAUUUGAACUUUAAUAGAACGAUGUUUACUCAUGAAACAUUAUUGUAAUGCUGAAUGUGAGGACAAUUCCCAUUAAGGUUUGACAUGUAUUAGAGCAACUCCAAGGGGAGUGCUAAAU
Molecule: messenger RNA, 1002 nt
Organism: Tripterygium wilfordii
Lineage: Eukaryota; Viridiplantae; Streptophyta; Magnoliopsida; Celastrales; Celastraceae
Product: selT-like protein
Exons: 4
Coding region: 76-762 (228 amino acids)
Biological process (GO): cell redox homeostasis
Cellular component (GO): endoplasmic reticulum membrane
Molecular function (GO): thioredoxin-disulfide reductase (NADPH) activity
Source: RefSeq, a predicted model, not a curated record